AUGUAUGUUGGUGUCAGAAUACACAAUAUCAACCACGACCAGGAAGAAGUUGGCCUGCAGCCGGAAAAGAUGCUUCCUGCUCGGAUGCAGGGCGACCAAGGUGUCGGUCCUCUGGUUCUACUCCUCCUGGUCGGCGGAUAUGUCGUGUCUGGCACUGAAAGCAGCGACUACAGCGAGGCCGAGGUGCUGCCCGACUCCUUCCCGUCAGCGCCGGCAGAGCCUCUCCCAGAAUUCCUGCUGGAGCCAGAAGAUGCUUUCAUCGUGAAGAACCGGCCGGUGCAGCUGCGGUGCCGGGCGUCGCCGGCCACGCAGAUCUAUUUCAAGUGCAACGGGGAAUGGGUCAAUCAGAACGAUCACGUCACCAGGGAGAGCCUGGACCAGAUCACAGGACUGGUGGUGAGGGAAGUGGACAUCUCUGUGUCGAGGACCCAGGUGGAGGAGCUGUUUGGGCUGGAGGACUACUGGUGCCAGUGUGUGGCCUGGAGCUCGGCUGGCACCACCAAGAGCAACCGUGCCUAUGUUCGCAUUGCAUAUCUUAGGAAGAACUUUGAGCAGGAGCCACUGGGUCGGGAGGUGCGGCUGGAGCAGGAGGUGCUGCUGCAGUGUCGCCCCCCGGAGGGCAUGCCAGCUGCUGAGGUGGACUGGCUGAAGAACGAGGACGUCAUUGAUACGUCACAGGACUCCAACUUCCUGAUCACCAUAGACCAUGGUCUGAUCAUAAAACAGGCCAGACUCUCAGACACGGCAAACUACACGUGCGUGGCCCGUAACGUGGGGGCCAGAAGGCGCAGCAGCACGGCGACUCUCAUCGUUUACGUGAGUGGAGGUUGGUCUUCUUGGACUGAAUGGUCAGAGUGCAAUGCUCAGUGUGGGCGGGGCUGGCAGCGACGGACACGCAGCUGCACCAAUCCUGCUCCUCUGAACGGUGGAGCCUUCUGUGAGGGCCCGCCCUUCCAGAGGGUGACCUGCACCACACUGUGUCCAGUGGAUGGAGGCUGGACAGAGUGGGCAAAGUGGUCUGCCUGUGGUACAGAGUGCACCCACUGGCGCAGCCGCGAGUGCCAAGCUCCCCCUCCCAGGAACGGAGGAAAGCACUGCAGCGGCAGCAUGAUGGAGAGCAAAAACUGCACUGAGGGGCUGUGUACACGUAAUAAAAAGAUUUCUAUUGAACAUGCAACCCAUCCGCUAGCUCCGGGUAUGGGUGUAGCAGUUUACGCUGGUCUGGUGGUGGCCCUGUUGCUGUGCGUGAUCCUGGCUCUGUGCGUGGGGGGGCUCGCUUAUCGCCGCCGACGGCGCCAUCUCCACGGAGACAUCACGGAUUCCUCGUCCGCCCUCACCAGUGCUUUCCACCCCGGCAACUACAAGCCUCCAAGACAAGACAACCUUCACCAUCUGCAUCCCUCGGCUCCUCCGGAUCUGACAGCCACAGCAGGGACUUUCCGUGGGCCGCUCUUCUCCUUGCAGCACGUGGUCAACGACAGCCCCCACAAGAUCCCUAUGACCAACUCGCCCCUGCUGGACCCCUUGCCCAGUCUCAAAAUCAAGGUGUACAACUCCUCCACGCUCUCCUCCAUGGAGCUCCCCGCCGACAUGGUCAUCAGCGACGGGGAGAUCCUCAGCCUGAAGUCGGUGGGCACUGUGGGUAGAGAGCGAGACUACCACAGUCACACGCUGUCCAGAGAGCCCGGGCUGAGCACCAGCGCCACCAUGGGUAACCUGGGAGGACGCCUCACCAUCCCCAACACAGGUGUGAGUCUGCUGGUCCCCCCUGGCACAAUCCCCCAGGGCAAGUUCUACGAGAUGUACCUCAUCAUCAACAAGUGGGACAAAACAACGCUACCCUCAGAGGGCAGUCAGACUGUACUGAGUCCUGUGGUGAGCUGCGGUCCGUCCGGCAUGCUGCUGAACCGUCCUGUGGUCCUCACGUUGCCCCACUGUGCUCAGCUAGACACGCCCACACCCGACUGGACCCUCACACUAAAGACACAGACGCACCAGGGGGCGUGGGAGGAGGUGCUGACGGUGGGCGAAGAGACUUUGUCGUCUCCUUGCUACCUGCAACUGGAGGAGGAGUGCUGUCACGUGCUCAUGGAGCAGCUGGGGACGUACGGCCUGGUGGGUCAGUCCUGUCCUCCACAGCCCGCCUGCAAACGCCUGCAGCUGGCUCUGUUCGCCCCCCGAGCACCGUGCCUCUCGCUGGACUACAGCCUCAGGAUCUACUGCAUCCAUGAAACCCCACAUGCCCUCAAGGAGGUGCUGGAUUUGGAAAGGAGUCUGGGGGGAGUUCUGCUGGAGGAUCCCAAGCCGCUGCUCUUCAAAGACAGCUACCACAACCUGCGCUUGUCCAUCCACGACAUUCCCCACACCCACUGGAGGAGCAAACUACUGGCCAAGUACCAGGAGAUCCCAUUCUAUCACAUUUGGAGCGGCAGUCAGAGACCUCUGCACUGCACCUUCAGCCUGGAGAGAGGCAGCCUGGCCGUGUCGCAGCUCGCCUGUAAGAUCUGCGUCCGACAGGUGGAAGGGGAGGGACAGAUAUUCCAGCUGCAUACGGACAUCCAGGAGACUCUACCGCCGCACUCGCCCCUCCCCUCAGGAGGCACCUGCCUGCCCUCCUCUCAAGUGGGACCCUAUGCCUUUCGCUUGCCUGACUCCAUCCGCCAGAAGAUCUGUGCCAGUUUGGAUGCACCCAGCGCUCGCGGGUGUGACUGGAGGCUGCUGGCACGCAGUCUGGGCUUUGACAGGUACUUGAACUACUUUGCAACAAAGCCCAGCCCCACAGGUGUUCUCCUGGACUUAUGGGAAGCCUGUCACCAAGGUGACGCAGACUUGGUCUCUCUGGCGACUGCGCUGGAGGAAAUGGGCAAAAGUGAAGUGCUAGUUGUCAUGACAACAGAUGGGGAUUGUUGAUUGGGCAUGGGAGCAAGAGAGCAAACCAGUCUUUUUUUUUUCUUUCUUUUCUUUAAACCAUCGUGAUGAAAAUAAGAAUACCUGCCUAUGGAUAUGCACACCCUGAGCGUUUUUGGUUUUCACACGUACUGUGUUACCUCUGUCUCAUCUCGCUUUCUCUCCACUGGCCCCUGAUCAGCCACCGUAGCUGUAUCCACCAUAAUCCAUCUCCGUCCUCAGAUAACGGAUUCAGCUUGAAUCCACCAAAGCAAUGUUGCAUAUGCAAGAGUUGAAAGUCUGCGGGUAACAAAGGUAUAGAAGAGGUGUGAAGUAACCUGUUGGUGUUAUUUCAAAGAUUGAAAAUGACAUUAUUCUUUUAUAUGAUACAAAAUAAUCCAUGUAUUCAGCACGCACAAUAACCCAGUCAGACAAAUGCUAUCAUGGUAUCAGCCAGGUUUCAGGGGCAGCAUGAAAGUGCAUGAUUUAUCCGCCAUCUCACCUCAUGGCAGGGGCCUUUGUUUUCUCCACUGUCGCUCUGUGUGAGCAGUGAAGGACGGGCAGCACCGACCCAUCCACAACCUCCUCAGGCUACAGACGCACCUGGACAAACUGGUCAUUAAUCGCCAUCAAAUCAGACAUCCUGGGAAUUUCCGGUCUAACCGCUUCAACUGGCACGGAGUUCUCGAGGUGCCAGAUCUCGAACUUAAAGCUCUGGGCUGAUUUUUUAUUUUUGUCUAACAACAGGUGCCUCCUCUUUGUGGUGGGAGGGCGACUUCUGUUGUUUGAAGUGUGCUUUAAGAAUUGGUGGAUAACUCGACCGGCUGACUCUAUAUAUUGAACAGCACCAACAAAUGCCUCAAAGCCUUGGCACAUCUUUCCGACUCACACGGGCGUUCAUCUGUCAUCUCUCCUUGCGUUCCUCUAUCGCGCCGCCAC
Molecule: messenger RNA, 3825 nt
Organism: Platichthys flesus (European flounder)
Lineage: Eukaryota; Metazoa; Chordata; Actinopteri; Pleuronectiformes; Pleuronectidae
Gene: unc5b
Product: unc-5 netrin receptor B
Exons: 18
Coding region: 1-2910 (969 amino acids)
Biological process (GO): netrin-activated signaling pathway; anterior/posterior axon guidance
Cellular component (GO): membrane
Molecular function (GO): protein binding; netrin receptor activity
Source: RefSeq, a predicted model, not a curated record